Eurytemora carolleeae is the source of this 1154-nucleotide messenger RNA. Its product is annotated as aflatoxin B1 aldehyde reductase member 4. The record is from RefSeq and is a predicted model, not a curated record. NCBI's taxonomy places the organism in Eukaryota, Metazoa, Arthropoda, Copepoda, Calanoida, Temoridae. The coding region runs from base 98 to 1075 and encodes 325 amino acids. The transcript has 10 exons. Gene Ontology annotation, molecular function: oxidoreductase activity.
AUAUUAUUGUUUUCAGAAUAAUGAGAAAUUAAGGAAGAAUAUUAUUGUUUGUGAGAGAUAUCCAGCAGCCUACUCUGUGUUUUAAGAAAGGAUAAAAAUGAAGAGGGUUGGAACUAUACUAGGAGCUAUGGAGCUAGGACGUGGACCGUGUACAGGUCCUAUCCCAGCUCAGAUGAUCUCAUCCUUCCUUAGCUUUAGGGAUGAUUUUAAACAAAUUGAUACGGCCUACAUGUACUCAGAUGGAGAGUCAGAGACUAUCCUUGGAUCCAUGGACUCAUGGAAGACACAGGGAACAAUGGCAGACAAAAUUAAUCCCUGGAAUGGUAAAAACUACAAGGAAGAAAGCAUUAGAGAACAGGUGGAUACCUGCUUGAAAAGGCUCCAAGUUGACAGCAUCCAGCUGAUGUAUCUGCAUGCUCCUGAUCACUCCUCUGAUCUUGAAGAGACAAUGCGGGUCAUGAAUCAAAUUCAUAGGGAAGGAAAGUACAAGGAGCUGGGUUUAUCCAACUACUCCUCCUGGGAGGUGGCCAGGUGUGUGGAGAUCUGUAGAAAACAUGACUGGUUGCAACCUACAGUUUACCAAGGGAUGUACAGUGCUCUAACUAGAGUUGUAGAAGACGAACUCUUUCCUUGUCUCAGGCACUACGGAAUAUCCUUCUAUGCGUACAGCCCCCUGGCCGGUGGUCUGCUCACCGGAAAAUAUAAAUAUGAACAGGAGAAGGAUAAAUCUAUUUCAACAGGACGGUUUAAUGGUGUAGGUUGGGACAAGGUGUACAAGGACAGAUACUGGAAAAAGGAACAUUUUGAGGAAAUGGAGAAGCUCAAGGUUUUGCUUACUGAAACCUACCCAGAGGAACAGGUUUCAAUCCCUGAAGCUGCAUAUAGGUGGCUCUAUAAUCACUCAAAGCUCUCCGGUGAACAUGGUGAUUGUGUUGUACUCGGAGCUAGUCGGUUAGAGCAGCUCAACAUGAACAUGGAGCUCUCACAGAAACCUGCUCUAGAGAAACCUGUUGUCGAGUUCUUUAAUAAUUGGUGGAACUCUACAAAACAAUUCUGUCCAAAGUAUUUCAGAUAAUUUAGAAAUCAGGACGGAUUGGGUUGAAUUUAUCCGGAGAUUUAAAGCUUUUCUAAUAAAAAUAUAUUUUUUCACAUUA